This is a messenger RNA of Plasmodium malariae, 537 nucleotides long. Its product is annotated as conserved Plasmodium protein, unknown function. Bases 1 to 537 code for a protein of 178 amino acids. The record is from RefSeq and is a predicted model, not a curated record. NCBI's taxonomy places the organism in Eukaryota, Apicomplexa, Aconoidasida, Haemosporida, Plasmodiidae. The transcript is spliced from 4 exons.
AUGAGUGGAAAGGUUUUCGGAAAAUUAACUGAAGGGGUUAGCCCAUAUAUAUGGAGGAGCAAUCUUUACUUUUUGGAUACCUACAAAUGCUAUUCAUCUGUCUUAAGCUGCCUAUCGAGGAGAUAUCAUAUGACAUCCAAAAAAAUGGACAAAUCAAUUAUAGAUGAUAAAAAGGACUCUUACAGAUAUUACAAUGAAAGAAUAAAAAAGGAUAUAACACCCUUAAAUUUAGUUAAAAGUUUACCAUCCUUAAAUCAUUAUGUCAACAUUGUCGAUAUGUCCAAAUUUGCCAUCAAAUAUAUUCUAAGCUAUCGAUUUUUUUUUAUUUACAUGGCCAGAACUACCUUUCAGGCUGUCCGACCGCUUAUGGCCUUCUGCGUUUUCGGGGAACUCAUGAAAUUAAUCCUUGCAACGAUGACAAGUGGUGUUUUUGCUUUUUUCUUUUCCUUCGUUUUAGCAUUUGAAGUGUUAUACUUUUUUUUGCAAUGUUAUAUAUCAUACACUUUCUUAACAAUGUUUUUCGAUGUCAUGUUUUAA